Messenger RNA from Sapajus apella (tufted capuchin), 1787 nucleotides. RefSeq names its product GSG1 like 2 (gene GSG1L2). The coding region runs from base 1 to 882 and encodes 293 amino acids. The record is from RefSeq and is a predicted model, not a curated record. Gene Ontology annotation, cellular component: plasma membrane. NCBI's taxonomy places the organism in Eukaryota, Metazoa, Chordata, Mammalia, Primates, Cebidae. The transcript is spliced from 5 exons.
AUGGACAGGGCCAGGCAGCAGCAGUCGCUGCUCCUCUUCCCCAUCUGCCUCGCCCUCGCCUUCUCCCUCACUGCCGUGGUCAGCAGCCACUGGUGUGAGGGGACCCGGCGGGUGGUGAAGCCGCUGUGCCGGGACCAGCCGGGAGGACAGCACUGCAUUCACUUCAAACAGGACAACAGCAGUGCUGGCAGGAUAGGCAACGACAGCCAGGCUGUCCUGUACAUUUGGGAGCUGGGGGACGACAAGUUCAUUCAGCGUGGGUUCCAUGUGGGGCUCUGGCAGUCCUGCGAGGAGAGCCUCAACAGUGAAGAUGAAAAGUGUCGGAGUUUCCAGAGUGUAGUGCCCGCUGAAGAACAAGGUGUUUUGUGGCUGUCCAUCGGGGGUGAGGUCCUGGAUAUUGUUCUGAUACUGGCAAGCGCUAUCCUCCUGGGCUCCAGAGUGAGUUGUCGCAGCCUUGGUUUCAACUGGCUCAGGGUGGAUGCCUUGGUAGCCAUCUUCAUGGUGCUGGCAGGGCUCCUAGGCAUGGUGGCCCACAUGAUGUACACAACCAUUUUUCAAAUCACUGUGAACCUUGGACCAGAAGACUGGAAGCCUCAGACCUGGGACUAUGGCUGGUCAUAUUGCCUUGCCUGGGGUUCUUUUGCCCUCUGCCUGGCUGUGUCGGUCACAGCCAUGAGCAGGUUCACUGCAGCUCCCCUGGAAUUCACCGAGCAGCAGUGGGCACAGAACGGCAGUCAGCCCUCUCAACACAGCUUCUCAGAACCUGAGGCUUCAGAGAGCAUUUGGAAAACAGGGGCUGCUCCUCACCUUGCUGGCCAUGCCUUCAGGAAUGUUUCUGGGCACCUGCCACUAGGUGCCACAGGCAAGGUGUCCAUAUGCUAGCCAGUGUCCAUGGCUGCCACAUCUGCACAGGCAAACAAGCCAGGCACGAGUGCUCACAAUGUACACCCUGCCUCUGAUUGGACUUCAGAAGACUGUCGUCCAGGAAAAGCUUUCAUCCCCACCCCUCCACCUCUCACCUUUUACUAAACACCUUUGGCUUCAGCCUUUGAUUCAUGUUAAAAUGCCAGUAGCUUGAAGUGAGAUAAGGCUUACUGAAGAUAUCAACCACUGACACUCUAGUAUAAAAGAGAGAUUAUUAAGCUUUCCUGACAGUGAAUUUGAUAAGGAUUCUGAAGAAAGAGGGAGCAUGCCAGUACUAAGGGGAAGAGAAGUUGAAGAAAGGGGAAAGCAAGUCUUCUUAACUACAAGGGAUGCAAAAUGUGUUGUCCACAUGGGUUUGUUGAUGGAAAACUCCAGAAAAUGUUUUCUCCUAAUUGACACACACAGUAAAGUGUGUGUGGCUAUCCCAUACUUUCUUUUUCAUUUGAAUCAAGAAGACAGAAAUUUCAAAAUGUUUCCUGUUAUUUUAAAAAAAAUUUUUUCUUGGACAUUUUGUGUUUCUACUUAUAGUAAAAUCUGUUUGGAAGGACAGCCAAAUGAUAGAAGUGAAAACACAGUCAAAUGGAAUGACGUCUUAUCUUGGCUAAGUGGAACAAAUGUUUGAAUUGCCCUGUUUAAAUUAGAUCGCCAGCCACUUUGGCUUCUAAAAAUAAUCAUUACCAAACAUGCAGGUGUUGGAGGAGGUGGUGGGCUGCAGAUGUGGUCAGCUGCAAUACUGUAUCAAUUCAUCCCAUUUCUAGCCACCAUGCUAUUCAGGCCACAGGUUGUACAACACAUAAUUAUAUUUUUGAACAAAAGAAAGGGGGCUGGGUGUGGUGGCUCACGCUUGUAAUCCCAGCACUUUG